Molecule: messenger RNA, 1035 nt
Organism: Argiope bruennichi
Lineage: Eukaryota; Metazoa; Arthropoda; Arachnida; Araneae; Araneidae
Product: GTP-binding protein Di-Ras2-like
Exons: 4
Coding region: 198-794 (198 amino acids)
Biological process (GO): signal transduction
Cellular component (GO): plasma membrane
Molecular function (GO): GTP binding; GTPase activity; GDP binding
Source: RefSeq, a predicted model, not a curated record
GGGACACGGACGGUUUUAUCCGUUGUGAAGUUGAAUUCGGAAGACUUAGCAGCUGUUCUGCGAAGUUGUUCGAAAAGUAACUUUUGCUCCGAAAAUGCUUAUUUGAGAAGAUCCUGUUGCCAAACACCUUUGUGGAAAAGCAAAACGCUUUAUCUUUACUUUUAGGAAGUUCUUGUCAGGAGACAAUGUAAGAAGUGAUGCCAGAACAGAGCAACGAUUAUCGGGUGGUUGUGUUCGGUGCAGGAGGUGUUGGUAAAAGCUCGCUUGUCCUUAGGUUCGUAAAAGGAUCCUUCUGCGAAAUGUAUAUACCUACAGUAGAGGACACCUACAGACAGGUAAUAACGUGCAACCGGAACAUUUACACACUUCAAAUCACGGAUACUACAGGAAGUCACCAGUUUCCUGCAAUGCAGAGACUGAACAUCAGUAAGGGGCAUGCUUUCAUUCUUGUUUACUCCAUCACUAGCAAGCAAAGUCUAGAGGAGCUCGCCCCAAUCUACGCUCUUAUCAAAGAAGUCAAAGGUAAUUUGGAAGGUAUACCCAUGAUGCUGGUUGGAAACAAAAAUGAUGAAGAGGAAAACAGAGAAAUCUCUUACCAAGAUGGAAUGAACCAGUCCCACAAAUGGAAUUGCAACUUUAUGGAAACCUCAGCGAAGAACAACACCAACGUGAAAGAAAUGUUCCAAGAACUAUUAAACAUGGAAAAAUCGAGGAACGUGAGCCUACAGAGCGAGAGACGAACUCUUGCCCAAUUCAGGAAAGAAAAAAUGAAAGGGAAAUGUUUGAUCAUGUGAACCAUCGAAUCUUGUACGAGUAUUAUUGAAAAUGCAUCCAAUUAUAAGAUACAGGACGAUUAUAGGAAAGGUGCAUACGUAUUAAUCUUUUAUCAGUAUCUAGUUUGAGUUUCAUAGAGACUGUAUUGAACUGACUACUAUCUGUAUUUUUGAACUGUUUAUAGUGAAUAUAUUGAGUGUUAUUUGAUGGUUUCAGGCCCAGUAAUAAGAAGGGAUGGCCAAUGGAUUAAUAUCAGAUUUU